AUGAAGCCGUCGAUGCGCCUCUUUUCUAAGUUUAGCGAAGCUAACAGCAGCUGGGCUCAACUUAUCACCCUAAAGGAAGCGCUAAUUGUGACUCUCUCAAUCGGCUCGGCGUUUGUCGUGGCCAACAAGUGGGCCACAAGCGUGCAGCUUAGCGCACAGGCUGAAGUCAUGGCCUCAGUCGUGAAGGCUGAGAUGGCCGGCGUGAAGGCUGACAUAGCCGGCAUGAAGACGGACAUGAAGGCGGACAUGGCCGUGAUAAAGACUGAUAUGGCCGCGAUGAAGGCGACGGUUCUGCAGGUUCUGGAGGUUCUGCAGACGGCCUCGCCGCCAAAAUGCUAG
Molecule: messenger RNA, 339 nt
Organism: Volvox carteri f. nagariensis
Lineage: Eukaryota; Viridiplantae; Chlorophyta; Chlorophyceae; Chlamydomonadales; Volvocaceae
Exons: 1
Coding region: 1-339 (112 amino acids)
Source: RefSeq, a predicted model, not a curated record